Messenger RNA from Tilletiopsis washingtonensis, 1173 nucleotides. RefSeq lists its product as hypothetical. Gene Ontology annotation, cellular component: plasma membrane; clathrin coat of coated pit; clathrin coat of trans-Golgi network vesicle. The transcript is spliced from 4 exons. Lineage: Eukaryota; Fungi; Basidiomycota; Exobasidiomycetes; Entylomatales. Gene Ontology annotation, biological process: intracellular protein transport; clathrin-dependent endocytosis; clathrin coat assembly. Gene Ontology annotation, molecular function: structural molecule activity; clathrin heavy chain binding. The record is from RefSeq and is a predicted model, not a curated record. Bases 71 to 949 code for a protein of 292 amino acids.
CGUGGCUUGCCGUGAGCUGUCCAACCUCUCGGCCAUCUCCACACCCACACCCUCACCACACACGCACAUCAUGUCCUUCGACUUUGGCUCCUCCGCGCCCGAGUCCGACCCGACUGCCGACUUCCUGGCGCGCGAGCGGGCCGCCGCCGGCGCGCUCUCGGGCGACGCCGAGCUCUUCGGCGCGGCGGGCGCCGCGUCGGGCGGCGACAAGGACUUCAGCAGCGGCGCAUCCGCCUUCCCGGCGCUCGACGGCGACGACUCGGCGCCUGCCUCUGCGGCGCCUGCCGCGGCGCCCGCGCCCGACUUUGGCAGCUUUGGCGACGACGACGAUCUGAUGGGCGGCGGCGGCGGUGCGCCCAGUGGAAGCGCGCCGCCCCCGCAGCAGCUCGACGAGCGGGACCAGUUCGAGCAGAACUUCCCCGACCUCGCCGAGCCUGAGCCGGAGCCGGUGCCGCAGCAGACGAACGGCCACAUGGCACCGCCGAUCGCCUCGAACAUCUCGCGCCCGGCGCCGUCUGCCUCGUACGGCAUCGCCGCGGACCCGUACGCCACCGAGAGCGGCGAGGAGCCCGAGGCCGUGCGGGAAUGGCGCGCGCGCCAGGCCGACGACAUUGCGCGGCGCGACGCAGAGGCGGAGCGCAAGAAGGCAGAGACGGUCUCCAAGGCCGAGCGCGACAUUGACCAAUUCUACGCCGAGUACAACCAGAAGAAGGAGAAGAACAUCGCGGCCAACAAGGAGGCAGAGGCCAAGUUCCACGCCUCUCGGCAGGCCGAGCUGGCCGAAGGCACGACGUGGGCGCGCGUCACGAAGCUCGUGGACCUGCAGAACUCGCAGAGCAAGACGACGGCGCGCGGCGGACCGGGCGCCAGCGACCUGACGCGGUAUAAGGAGAUCCUGCUGAGCCUGAGACGCGAGGGCGACACGGCGCCCGCAGCGGCUGGCUACUAGGAAGCUUCCGCACGCUGCUGCCAUGCCAAGGCAACGCAGGCUUGCGCCACCUUCCUCGAGCGCGACUGGCUCGGGCUGGGAUAGGUGGAGAGGAGGGACUCUGAUGAGACUGGAAUGAUCACGAUUUGACGCUCGAGCCGAGGCGACGAGGCGCAAUGGUUGAGAGCGACGGGGCUGGAGUGCUAUGUAGAUGUACAGAUGAAGAUGCGGGGCGCGAGACAAGG